Messenger RNA from Coffea eugenioides, 1711 nucleotides. RefSeq lists its product as uncharacterized. Gene Ontology annotation, molecular function: nucleic acid binding. The transcript has 6 exons. NCBI's taxonomy places the organism in Eukaryota, Viridiplantae, Streptophyta, Magnoliopsida, Gentianales, Rubiaceae. The record is from RefSeq and is a predicted model, not a curated record. The coding region runs from base 215 to 1366 and encodes 383 amino acids.
AAAAAGGGAUAUAUCGAGCGCCUCCAACUGGAACACCAGAAAGAAAGAUGAGGGAAAGAUUUUAGGGCGACAGAAAUAAUAUGUUGGCGGUGAGCAAAGUUGAUGGUGUUUUCCGAUCAGUAUCCGAGGCAAGGCAAGAGAGCAAGUUUGUGUCUGGGUAUCCAUCUUUUGUAAGUAUACAACUCAACACUCCAGGCCCUGCCUCCAAUACCCAAUGAAGUCGAGACUCGCUGCUUCAGUUUAUCCGCUACUCGUUGGUGAAUGGAGAAGAGACGUUUGUAAAUCCAUUUCGCUUGCUUCAAUGUUCCCCACCUUCAAUGGAAGAUGCCAUUUUGUGAGCAGGUUCUGCUACCUAGGACUUCAGAGCCCAGUCAGGGCAAUGCAUACUUCCAUUGUCGAAGAUGACUUCUCAGAAUUAGGCCCACCUGUGGCUGGAAAUGCUGCUAUGCCACUGAAAUUGGUCACAGAGAAAGUAGAACCUUUUUUGCGUAAAACUGACUUUGGAGGCAAAGCAUCACUGAGCAGGCCUUUUCCUGCAGAAUGUAGAUCGGGCAUAAAGGAUACUAACCUAAAUCUUCAUAAAUCUUUUCAAACGUCAAACUUCAAACUUCAGGACAACAAUGAUGUUUCUACCUUAGCAGUUAACCACAAGGGUUCCUUACAAGUACAUAGUACAACAUUCGUUAACCAGAAGGGGAGAAAGGAUAGUUCUUGCUCUAUUUCAGUUCAGAAUGUUCCUUCAACUCUUAGCCUUUCUGAUCUGGUUCAAGCAAUUUCAACAUUUGGAAAGAUUUCUGGUGCAUGUAUCAGGAGUUCCCCUGAUGGCUCUACUUGUUGCGUUGUUGACUUUGAGAAUUCAGAAUCAAGCAUGAGAGCGGUUUUGGCUGGUGGGAUUACAGUUGAGAGUGUUCAUCUUUCAAUUCGUCCUUUACAUUCCCCAGAGAUAGUUAGCAUCCGAAUUCAGGGGAUUGGCAAAGAGACUACUGAUCCAACAAUCCAUACUAUCUGUAAGUCAAUUGGUGCACUGGAGGGAUUGGCUAAGGCAGGUAAGGAUGCUGUAGAUGCCUUCUUUAGAGUGGAGAAUGACGCAGAGCUGCAAACUAUAGUAAAAAGGUUAAAUGGCAUGAAAAUUGAUGAUUAUUGCUGGUCUGCUUACCAACUUUCAAGUAACACUACCUCAAGUAUGAUUAUGGAGAGAGAGGAUGCCAAAAGCAAGUUGGGAUUGCUAAUGAAUAAUCGCCUCUUUGAAUUGAAAGGGCGAUUGGAUUGUAUGAAAGUGUACUCUGAGGAUUUGCAGCUUCUGCAUCUUGGAAUACUCCACCUUGAAGGGUUGCCUACCAUGAGUAAUCCAAGUCAAACUGACUGAGUUUUGCUUUUGUUGCCCCGAGGUAUUCUGGUGUUAUGACAUCUAUUUUGAUGCAAAUUCUGAUGCUUCGAGUUUGCAUCAUACAAGGUAUCUGCUAACCUUGAAUAGGGACUUGAUCAUUGCUGAGUCAGGUUACUGCGUGAUUAAUUCAUCAUAGUGCCACUAAGAAAAAUGCAGUUGCAUUAUUCUGAGGGGCACAACGUGUUUAUUUGCUUUUAAAUAUUUAAGGGAUGACGCUAGCUCGAGCAUCCUCGACCAUGCUUGUUAAGGUUAGAGCGACUAUGAACCGCCUUUCAAUUCUCAAUACUUUUCAAAUCCAAUUGCACAUUCUUAGUGGAUUUUUUA